AUGCCGGUGCAGAACACAAGUUAUUUCGUUCCAGAACAGAGACGAGACCUGCCACACGCUGACACUGUCACUUCCAUCAUCUCUAGGCAUGGAGCAGGCAAGAACGAGGACACCUUCAAGACCUCCCCAUUUCAUUUUGAUCUGUGGUUCUACUUCACUCUGCAGAACUGGGUGCUGGACUUUGGGCGUCCCAUUGCGAUGAUAAUCCUACCUUUGGAGUGGUUUCCUCUAAAUAAACCAAGUGCUGGAGAUUAUUUCCACAUGGCUUACAAUGUUAUCACACCAUUUCUUCUGCUAAAGCUCAUCGAGAGAUCCCCCAAAACCUUACCAAGAUCAAUGGUCUAUGUCAGCAUCAUCAUGUUUGUCAUGGGAGCCAGCAUCCACCUAGUUGGAGACUCCGUAAACCAUCGCCUGAUUUUCAGUGGCUACCAGCACCAUCUGUCUGUAAGAGAGAAUCCCAUCAUCAAGAACCUGAAGCCAGAGACACUGAUUGAUUCCUUUGAGCUGCUGUACUACUAUGAUGAAUAUUUAGGUCAUUCAAUGUGGUAUAUCCCUUUUUUCCUGAUACUGUUUAUAUAUUUCACCGGCUGCUUCACCCCUGUUGAAGAGGAGAGCAGGAUGCCAGUGGCUGCCUUGCUUCUGAUGGGGCCCAGCAGCCUUUAUUACUGGUAUCUCGUGACAGAGGGUCAGAUUUUCAUCCUCUACAUUUUCACUUUCUUUGCCAUGAUGGCUUUAGUGAUGCACCAGAAACGCAAAGGACUUGUCCUGGACAGCAAUGGGCUUUUUCUGUUCUACUCCUUCAUCAUAACACUGGUCCUCAUUGCUGUUUGGGUGGUUUGGCUGUGGAAUGACAAAAUUCUCAGGAAGAAGUACCCUGGCGUGAUCUAUAUCCCCGAGCCAUGGGCAUUUUAUACCCUGCACAUGAACAACCUCCAUGCAGCAAAGGAAAGUUUAUAAGUUUUGAUAUUUUAAGAGUGAUUUGAAGAAAAAAAAAAAAAUCUAGUUUUUCUAAUGUAGAUGUACUUCAAAUAAAU
Molecule: messenger RNA, 1034 nt
Organism: Haliaeetus leucocephalus (bald eagle)
Lineage: Eukaryota; Metazoa; Chordata; Aves; Accipitriformes; Accipitridae
Gene: CLN6
Product: ceroid-lipofuscinosis, neuronal 6, late infantile, variant
Exons: 7
Coding region: 1-957 (318 amino acids)
Source: RefSeq, a predicted model, not a curated record